AUGACGAAACCUCAAGAAGACAAUCAAGAAUCGACCACGGAAUACGAAGCGCAUUCUGGCGUGGAAGAACGACAAGGCCAUCUCCUCUUUGGUUUCAUUUGCGACAUGCGUAUUGCCGUCGUCUUUGUUAAUGUCUUUAAUAUUUUUGCCAUUUCGGUGGGAAUCAUCAUUACCGGCUUUCAAUUCAAGACAUUUAGCGCUGCCUGGUACGCCUUUGAGAAUGGAUUUUUGGGAAUUGCGCUGAGUAUAGUUGGCGCAUUGGGAGCUUUGAACUAUGUCUUGUGGAUGGUCGGAGCGGCAACUGCUGGAUUUGCCAUUGGACUCCUCAUUGACCUCUUUGGAUUGCACCUAAUUGGGAUCGUGGUCGGUGCAUUAGUUUUGUACCCACAUGCGUUUCUUGCGUAUGAGAUCCACGAAGGAAUCAUGUCCAAAGAAACCUAUACGCGUGAAGAACACAUUGUGGAAAAUGAUUUCAUCAAGGUCUAA
Molecule: messenger RNA, 486 nt
Organism: Cylindrotheca closterium
Lineage: Eukaryota; Bacillariophyta; Bacillariophyceae; Bacillariales; Bacillariaceae
Source: the annotation of a GenBank genome assembly